This is a messenger RNA of Micropterus dolomieu (smallmouth bass), 4739 nucleotides long. RefSeq names its product solute carrier family 41 member 2b (gene slc41a2b). Gene Ontology annotation, cellular component: plasma membrane. Bases 288 to 1985 code for a protein of 565 amino acids. Gene Ontology annotation, biological process: monoatomic cation transport. The record is from RefSeq and is a predicted model, not a curated record. Gene Ontology annotation, molecular function: monoatomic cation transmembrane transporter activity. NCBI's taxonomy places the organism in Eukaryota, Metazoa, Chordata, Actinopteri, Centrarchiformes, Centrarchidae. The transcript has 11 exons.
UUAAUUAACACCACUAUUUUCAAACCGAGUGGGUCAUCCUCCCAGCAUAGACGAGCUUUGGUGGCACUGCUCUGACGCGGCUCUCUGGCUGGCAGCUUGUCAAGGUGGAAGACUCGCAUCUCGUGGACGAAAUGUCUCCGUAGCAGAAAAGGCUGCUGAGCCCCUGAAGGCAAUUUCUGACAUGGAUGCUGCACCUGAGCCUGUGUAAACCGGUUUUACUGUGUCAUUUUUACACUGCUCUCAGACUGAAUGACAAGAGAUGAGACACUGCAGCCCUAGACCACAUCAUGAGUAUCCAGAGUCUGGGAGGAGCUAUAGGAGAGUCCCUAGGCUCUAGUCUGACGGUGCGUAUGAGCGGGUGGAGUGCUCUCUCCCUGAAGCCUGUUUCCUCUGGGCGGAUCACCUCUCUAUUCCAGACCAUGGUCCCCACUGGUUAUACCAAGCUACAGGAGGAGCGGCUAGCCAUGGUGGACCUCGGAGCUAAACCUGAGGCCGGCUCGCACCAGAAUGGCUACAGACAAGAGACAUCACACACAGAAGGCCGACGGCUCCUGGACCGGGCCUCUCGGUCCUCUGUCAGUUUAUCUGACUGUGGAGAUGGGGGCUACUCUGAAACAGAGCCCAUGCUGACUGAGAGGAGGCUCUCCGGGGAGGAGGCAGAUGCAGAGGAGGAAGAGGAUGAGGAGCAAGGCCUGGGAUCUGAUGUGCAGAAUAUACCCAAGGAGUCUCCGCUGGCCAUGGCUCUGCAGAUCUUGCUGCCUUUCCUGCUUGCUGGAUUUGGAACUGUAUCAGCUGGAAUGGUGCUGGAUAUUGUGCAGCACUGGGAGGCGUUCCAGUACAUCACAGAGAUCUUCAUCCUGGUUCCCGCUCUGCUCGGCCUCAAGGGAAACCUGGAGAUGACUCUGGCCUCAAGGCUGUCCACAGCGGUGAAUGUAGGCAAGAUGGAUUCUCCCAUAGAGAAGUGGAAUCUAAUCAUAGGCAACCUGGCACUGAAGCAGGUUCAGGCCACAGUGGUGGGUUUCCUGGCCGCUGUAGCAGCCGUGGUUCUGGGCUGGAUUCCGGAGGGGAAGUUCCAGAUGAGCCACGCUGUGCUUCUCUGCUCCAGCAGCGUGGCCACGGCCUUCAUAGCCUCCCUGCUGCAGGGUAUCAUCAUGGUGGGUGUAAUUGUGGGUUCAAAGAAGACGGGCAUCAACCCAGACAACGUAGCCACACCAAUUGCCGCCAGUUUUGGUGACCUCAUAACCUUGGCGAUCCUGGCCUGGAUAAGCCAGGGCCUCUACAAGUGCCUGGAUUCCUACCCGUAUGUGUCGUCACUGGUUUGCGCCUUCUUCAUGUGUCUGACUCCUCUGUGGAUCGUCAUCUCCUCCAAGCACCCAGCCAGCCGCACCCUGCUGUACUCUGGAUGGGAGCCAGUCAUCACUGCCAUGGUCAUCAGCAGCAUCGGAGGUCUCAUCUUGGACAAAACCGUGUCUGACCCAAAUCUGGCUGGCAUCGUAGUGUACACCCCGGUUAUCAAUGGAAUUGGGGGUAAUCUGGUGGCUAUUCAAUCCAGCAGAAUCUCCACUCACCUGCAUUUACAUUGUGUUCCUGGGGAGGUUCCUGACGAGGCCAAGGGCUGCUACUACCCCUGCCGCACAUUCUUUGGUACAGGAGCCAAUCAUCGCUCGGCUCAGGUGCUCCUCCUUUUGGUGAUCCCAGGUCACCUGAUCUUCCUUUACACCAUCCACCUGAUGAAGAGCGGACACACAACCUUGACACCCAUAUUUAUGUCCGUCUACCUGGCUGCUGCCAUGCUGCAGGUGUUGCUUUUGUUGUGCAUAGCAGACUGGAUGGUGCACUCCAUGUGGCAGAGCGGCAAAGAUCCAGACAGUUUUUCCAUUCCUUACCUGACAGCUCUGGGUGACCUGUUGGGCACCGCCCUGCUGGCGCUCAGCUUCCACUUCCUGUGGGUCAUAGGAGACCAGGACAGCGAUGUAGGCGACUGAGCAGCUUUUUACGAAAGUACAUCUAUGGUGACAGGAGCCUUGCUGUCUGCCAUCCAACUUCUUAUGCCCCUUAAGCCUUGUGGGAAUGUGGGUACUCUGUAUCGCUGGCCAGCACAUUCCACUGCCUCACUUCACUUAAAACACAUGAUGGUUUGAAAACAAUUUUUUGCUCCUGGCUUUUUCAAGAUAUUAUAUUCCAUAAAUUUAGACUGUUCUCAGUACAGAUUUUGAUCUGUAUAGUUUGCACCAAAGCACUAGCAUGUAUUGCUGGUCUUGUGAAAAGGAACGCCGCCCACAACGCUGAGGAAACCUUGCUGCUGUUGGCAAGGUGUUCUACUCUGCCAGGCAAGUUCAGUUGGAGGUCUUCUACUUAUAAACAGUCUCUUUGGCUGGUAGAUAUUUGGGGGAUUUACUGCCCAUCAUGUCACAAAAUUAGUUACCUGCUUUGUGUAUUACUGCUUUGCAUCAUCAAGUCAGUGGAGGGACACAGAGACAGAUGUGGUGGAAAGAAAGUGAAGUUUGUCCGAGAACAAAUCUUAAACACACACUUGCCAUGUUAGCAGGUCUACCAGCACCAAAGUUAAAAGGGAAUAACAUGAAUUUGUGUUGAUGGUACGAGAAGCCAAUAUUUCUUCUUGUCUGAUUUAGUUUUUUUGUUGUGUUUUUUCAGAUUCAGUUUAGUGAAUUAUGCUUCCAUGGGAACAACUAAAUAAAAUAAAUUGAUAAAGUUAAUUUAGUUCCAGUUCAAAAGUAUCUUCAUGGCCCGACAGCCAACACUUCAUGGGACCAGAUUGUUUACAUGGGAGGAGUUGUUUCUGCCAGAACACCUUACUGGUUAGCUUUAGGCACCAAAACUACUACAGAAAGCCUUUCUGCCAGACAGCCCUGAAGGCAAACUUCUCCCAUGUGCCUGGGUUGUGGCCCAGUUUUUGAGAACUGACCCUUCACUAAACCUCUCCCUCAAAAAGCUACUGCCCAAUCAUAGCUUAGCAACCUUAAGUAGGCACGGCGGAGCUGUACUGUAAGCUUUGAAUUUAUCCAUGUUUAAGCUGUGUUCAUGGAGCUAAAACAUCUGGGGUUAGGGUUAGAUGAGGUUGUCUUCUUUUAUUACCAUUCCAAAGCCAAAACCACAAGAGCAAAAAGUGUAAGGAAGGGAUUAAACAGUGUUUAUCUGCUCCAAUGAAAGCUGCAAUCAUCCAGCUAACUAACUUUUACCUACAGUACAGUAAUAACCGAGUGGUACUUCUAGGACUUACAUUCAGUGUUUUAUUAACGUCCUAUAUUACUUUGUGGGGUUAAAGGUAACGUCACAGCUAGCACACCCACUAUUACCCAAGAUAGCAUUACAUUUGCCAAACACAAGACUUCCCUCUUGUGACUUUAAAAUUAAAAAACAUACUGUUUGAACGUACAAACAAGUAUGCACUUAGAGCAGCCAAACAGUUACUAUCUGAUCUAACAUUUUUUAAAGAACAGUGUUAUAUCUUUUAUUUACGAUUACAUGUUGUGGAUUACAUCCGUCAUUAACUGGUACGGUUGCUAACUUAUUGACUGGGACCGGCAGCUUUAGCCUCAGUCUUUUAGCAUUAUGUAGCACUUACUGUUAUGCAGACAUCAAAUGCAAUUUCAGAACCCAUAUGGGCAGGCGCCAAACUAAAAAUGAGAAGCUAAUUUUGUUCUACCACUGUCUCAAGGACCCAUGUUUCAGAAAAUACUACGAGCCUUUUUGGUAAAUCUGCCAUCCUUAUAAUUAUAAACUGCAUAUGGCUGCAUGAGAACAGAAAGCUUCGACAGACGUAGCAGCAGGUACUGAGGGGAGCGGGGCUUAGUGAAUGGUCAAUUAUAUCUUUGGAUCAACCAAUCCACUGGGACGUUUAUGUGUAUUAGCCUUAGCCUCCCGUUACAUUCUGUAAAUGUUAGAAAUUCUCUGACACUCAUGUUAAACAAACCAUGAAAUCCUUUGUAUAUUAUGUCAGCCGUGUUCCUUCUCAUUUGUUUCCUGUGUUUAUUUGUCCUGCCUCGGUGGGGGUCCGGCUGCGGGGGCUGCGCGGUGGAUGCUAAUCACAUGCUGUUUACUGUGCAUGUACUGUAUGCAUAGUAUCUACAUUCAUACACACAGUUAAUCAGUAGUUUUCCUUUGAGCAUAGUCUGAUUUCCUACUAUAUAAACUAAUCGCAUAAUCAGUGUAAACAUAACCUGAUUAAAUGCCACAUUUCUGCUUGAUUUCAUUUCAUUUUUUCAAAUAUGCCAUGCUUUUUAAAGGUCAGAGAACAUUGAUCCAGAUGAAGAACCCUGAUUAUUAAGUGAAUCCUUCUAACUCCAGGAGAAAUGACAUGGGAAAGAUCAUCUUAGAAUAAACUCCUAAACCAAAUCAACUCCAUAAGUUGAUAAUUCAGCAGCAUAUUGUGUGCAUGUGAACAUCAGUGGCUCUCUUCAACUCCAAUAUGUGCCUCUUGAGAUUCACUGGUUUAACAAGGUAUUUUUCUCUGUCAUGUCAUGAAUGCAAUUUUCUUCCUACUGCUUUGUAAUGCUGUGCAAUGAUUUCUUUUUCUUCUCAUUUUCGAGUUUUAUUCCAAAAUGAGAUGUCUGCCAUUUUAAUCACAACUUUCCUAUAGAUAUCAAAGUUGUCAGAAUCUAGAGGGUGGCAUUUGGGUUCAAAAUGGAUACAUUUCCUUUGGUAUGAAACCCUUAAUUUGCUUUUGUGGCUCAUAUGGGCCAGAAAUGUCUAAAUAAAUGUCUUUGAAUUGAAAAGCA